UUCUGAGGGUCUUCAUUGACUGCAACUCUCACCACUUGGCUUUUGGUGAAAGGAAGCAAAGAAUGAAGCAUUUACAAUGACACCCUCCAGGCUCUUGCUUGUCCUUUCUUUUGUUCAUGGUACUUUGCAGCUGGCGGAUAUUGAAAUAUUUUUAAUUUACAAUAAAGCAAGCAAGCUCUGCCUUCAGGCUUCUAUUGCACAGUCAGUUAGAACGGCUACUUGCCAUCAAGACAAUGAAUCACAAAAAUUCAGGUGGGUCACCGAUCACCAGCUUAUGAGCGUGAAACUCAACCUGUGCUUAGGCGUGCUUUCAAAGGAAGAUCAGGCUGCGAUCACCCUGUAUCCAUGUAACCAAAUAAGUGAGCUUCAGUGGUGGGACUGCAGAAAUGAAAGCCUUCUUGCAAUCCAAGGAGAAGAUUUGUUUUUCAGUCCGGGCAAUGGAGAACAUGAUAAUGUUAUGCUAAAGAAGGGGCUGAGUGCAAAGAAUAAUUGGAAAAUCUACGGAACUACAGAUGUUUUAUGUUCCCAUGGAUAUGAAGAGACCUUUACAUUGCUAGGAAAUGCUUUUGGGGCGCCCUGUGUAUUCCCUUUCAUGUACAAUAAGCAGUGGUACUCUGAGUGCACAGAUGCUGGCAGGUCAGAUGGCUGGCUCUGGUGUGGAACAACUGCAGACUAUGACACAGACCAGCGAUACGGAUUUUGCCCAUUAAAAGAUGAAGACACCACUUGGACUACAGAUCUUUUAACAAAUGUCCGCUAUCAGAUAAACUUGGAAUCAGCUCUCACAUGGCAUCAAGCAAGUAAAAGCUGUCAGCAACAGAAUGCAGAAUUACUAAGUAUCACUGACAUUCAUGAACAAAUAUAUCUUAAAGCAUUAAUGGAAAAUACAGAUUCUGCACUGUGGAUUGGACUUAACAGACUGGACUUGAGGAGCGGAUGGGAAUGGAUUGGAGGCAGUCCUUUCCGGUACUUAAACUGGGCUCCAGGAAGUCCAUCUCCAGAACCCGGAAAAAUCUGUGCAGUUUUGAAUCCUGAAAAGAAAGCUAAAUGGCAAAACUGGGAAUGUGAUCAAAAACUUGGUUACAUUUGUAAAAGAAGGAACUCCACCUUGAUUCUCUCAGGCGACUUUGGGCCUAUUACUUGCCCAGAUGGAUGGGUGCCAUAUGUAGGUCACUGUUACAAGAUCUUCAGGGAGAUCAAAGUAUGGAAAGAAGCUUUGACCUCCUGUCAAAAGGAAGACAGUCACCUGGCCAGCAUCCAUCACCUUGAAGAACACAGCUUUAUAGUGUCUCGGCUUGGGUACAAACCAACAGAUAAGCUAUGGAUUGGACUGAACGAUCAUAAGAUUCAAAUGUAUUUUGAAUGGAGUGACGGUACUCCUGUGACAUACACAAAAUGGCAGCUGGGAGAGCCAUCCAGCACAAACAACAGGCCAGAAGAUUGUGUACUUAUCAAGGGACAGGAUGGCUAUUGGGCAGACUAUGUCUGUGAGAAGAAAGCUGGUUAUAUUUGUAAGAGAAAACCUAUACCUCAAACAGCUGGAGAAAAGGAAAGCACUGAUGUAGGCUGCAAAAAAGGCUGGAGAAGAUAUGGAUUCUACUGCUAUUUUAUUGGACAUGUACCAGCAACAUUUUCAGAAGCAAACAAAACUUGUGAAGGGGAAGAAGGUUACUUCGCCACAGUGGAAAGUAGAUACGAACAAGCUUAUUUGACUAGUCUUGUUGGGCUGAGGCCUGAGAAAUAUUUCUGGCUCGGUCUCUCUGAUGUGGAUGACCAAGGCACUUUCAGUUGGGCCAAUGGUGAAGCCGUCUCCUUCACACACUGGGGUGCAGCAGAGCCUGGAAGGAAGCCAGGAUGUGUUGCCAUGAGAACUGGACGCGCAUCUGGAUUAUGGGAUGUUCUUGACUGUAAGACGAAGCAAAAAUUUAUCUGUAAACAGUGGGCAAAAGGUGCAACAGCCCCACCUAUUCCAACUACAGCUCUGGUCCCCAUGUGCCAUGAAGGCUGGAUAUCAAAUACCCAUAGUAGUUCCUGCUUUAAAUGUUUUCACAGAUCAAAUAUUGAAAAGAAAUCAUGGUUUGAAGCUCGACAUUUUUGUAGAAAAAUAGGAGGGGAUUUGGCUACUGUUAAUAGUCAGGAGGAGAUGCAGUUAGUAAAAAAAGCAAUACGUGACAAUCGCUGUAGCUUUGAAAAGAUUUGGCUUGGUAUAUUUUCCUUGAAUCCAGAUGAAGGAUUUGCCUGGAGUGAUGGCUCUCCAGUUAGGUACACAAAAUGGGAUGAUAGUCCAAGAGAUUCAGGAGAAGACAUGUCCUGUGGCUUAUUUCAUGAUGGGUAUCUUUCUGGUAAAUGGUUUAUUUGGCACUGUGAAGCACAACAUGACUGGGUUUGUCAAAUAAAAAAAGGCUACCUUAUUUAUCUUCCAGAAUAUAAAACCACUGUGGAUGGAUGGGUCAUAUAUGAAGAUAAGCUGUACUACAUCAGCAAAGACAGUGUGUCUAUGGAAAAAGCCCAAGAGUUUUGCAGGAAGAAUUCUGCAGAUCUGGUUGUUGUUAAUAGUAAUAGUGAGAGGACAUUCCUAAGGAGAACUCUAAAAAAAAGAGAUAAAUAUUGGAGUAUGUCUACACCGUACUUCAUUGGUUUGAAAGUGAGUCUUGAUAAAAAAUUUAGCUGGAUAGAUGGGACUCCUGUGACCUAUGUGGCUUGGGCUCCCAAUGAACCCAACUUUGCAAAUAAUGAUGAAAAUUGUGUGGUAAUGAUGUCAGACCUAGGCUUAUGGAAUGACAUAAACUGUGGUUCCUCCAAUAAUUUUAUAUGUGAAAAGCAUAACAGUUCUAUUAAUUCAACUUUUGCUUCUCCAUUGCCUCCUGGAGGUUGUCCAGAAAGUUGGCUUUUUUUUAACAACAAGUGUUUCAAAACAUUUGCUUCCAAUAUAACAAGACAGCUCACAUGGCAUGCUGCACGAGACACUUGUGUAGAUUUGGGAGGAAACCUGGCUACCAUACCAAAUGAAGAAGUGCAAGCCUUUCUCUUUUAUCAUUUAAAGGGAGUCACAAGUGACGUUUGGAUUGGAAUGAACGAUAUCAACACAGAGUCCACCUUUCUUUGGACAGAUGGAAGCGCUGUUUCCUACACCAACUGGGUUGAGGGUGCACCAGAAAAGAAACAAAGUUUCUUCGACUUUUAUGACUAUCUCAAGCUAGUGGACGACACUGUGGAGACAGAUUGUGUCUUCGUGAUAAAGACAGACGGGAGCUGGAGAGAUGAUAGCUGUGACAACGAGAGAGGCUAUAUAUGCCAGAUGAAUUCCCUUGCUAUACAAUCUGAAGUAUCAACAAGAAAUCCAUCUCCUGAUUUUGCCCGUUAUGGUGACAGUAGCUAUUCAGUCAUCUCAUCCAAAAUGCAAUGGGAAGAGGCCAGAAAAAACUGCCAAGACAAAUCAGCAGAACUUGCCAGCAUUUUAGAUGCCUAUAUCCAUUCAUUCCUGUGGAUCCAGAUACUGAAAUAUGGAAAACCUGUAUGGAUUGGUCUUAACAGCAAUAUGACUGGGAGCUAUUAUAAAUGGACUGACAACUGGAAAACUAGGUACACUAAAUGGGCAGCAGGAGAGCCAAAGGAGAAAAAUGCUUGCGUCUAUCUAGAUCUUGAUGGUACCUGGAAAACAGCAUCUUGCAAUGAAAGUCACUUUUCAGUUUGUAAAAUAUCAGAUGUUAUAGCCCCUACUGACCCUGCUCAGCUGCCUGGAGACUGCCCUGAAGCAGAGGAACUCCAAGCCUGGAUUCCUUACCACGGCCACUGCUACUACAUUGAAUCGUCCGCUAGGACUAGUUGGGCCCUGGCUUCCCUGGAAUGUGCCCGCUUAGGUGCUACCUUGGUUUCAGUAGAAAACGUGGAUGAAUCUGACUUCCUGAUGCACACAGUACAACCACUUGGAAACAAAGUAGGAGGUUUCUGGAUAGGACUUUACAGAAAUGUGGCUGACCAGUGGUUGUGGUUAGACAAUGCUGCAAUGGACUUUGUCAACUGGGCAGAGAAAGAGUCCAGUGUGGAGCAUCGCUGUGUUGAAAUGACUGCACCAUCCGGUUAUUGGGAUAACACUGAAUGCUCUUCUGAAAAAGGAUUUAUCUGCAAAAAAACCAAAGUCAAGCCAAGUGGGAGUCCUCCACAUAAGAAAGACAAGGAAAAGAGCGAAGAGACUCAUGCAUCUGUUCAUCUAUCUGUUUGGCUACUGGUUUUCUCGGCCAUUCUCACUCUUCUUGGAGCUGGCAUGUCAAUCUACUACUACAGGAAAAAAAGACAGAACCAACUAUCAAGAGAGAGUGGCAAUGAAACACUUCUAAAAUGCAGCGUCAGUGAUUGAAGAAUCAGUGAGAAUGGGUCCUGUGGCACAUAUCAAAUCAGAGGAACCAGCUGCUUGUUGAAAUUAAAGGAUAUGCCUGUUAAGUCUCCAGUGAGGAUUCCUGUAAUCUUAAAUCAAAUCUCAUUUCUUUUUUUUUUUUUGCAAU
Molecule: messenger RNA, 4502 nt
Organism: Struthio camelus australis
Lineage: Eukaryota; Metazoa; Chordata; Aves; Struthioniformes; Struthionidae
Source: RefSeq, a predicted model, not a curated record